CCCAGGUGUAAAGCUUACCACUUCCCCCUUUUCGUGAGAAGUCAAGCAGCACCUGUCGGGAGUCAUUCGGGUCAACAUCAUGCCUACGCAUCCGGACUCCCACUUCCAGACAUCGGGCGCGUCAACCUCCGCGAGUCCCGUCGUGUCCCCGGCCCUGACGGCGAGAAACUCGUUGACGAGCACGCUUCAUGAUGCCUCUGAAAUACACUUUUCUCCCCGUUUGGAGCAAGAGAUUACGCGCGACGAGCUGAGGAUUGAGAAGUACGGCGGCGAUGACCCGCACGAGCCUCCGCCGAAGACGCCCCACCAACUGCCGCCUCCCUCAGACCCAGAAGACACACUCGACCCCGACUUGGUCACCUGGGAUGGCCCGGACGACCCUGCGAACCCCCAGAACUGGUCGCGUCGAUACCGGUGGAUGCUUACCCUGCUAUGCGCUCUGUUGACGGUGAAUGUGACAUUCGCAUCCUCGGCACCGACCUCUGUGGUCUUCUUUGUUUCUGAGGAGUUCGGCGUUUCGCUUGAACUGUGUUACAUGAUCACAACCACGUUCCUACUAGGGUACGUGGUUGGACCUUUGGUAUGGGGUCCAGGCUCUGAGCUGGUUGGUCGGCGGCUCAUCUUCGUCCUCACGCUCUCCGCAUACACCCUACUGCACCUCGGACAGGCCCUUGCAAAGGAUAUGACUACGCUCCUCGUCACCCGCUUCUUCGCCGGAUUUUUCGCUGUCUCCCCGCUCACCAACGCGGGCGGAGUCAUUGUCGACCUCUGGGACCCCGUUUCCCGUGGCGCCGCCACGUCGCUCUUCACCGUUUGCGUCUUCCUCGGUCCCGUCAUGGGUCCCAUCGUCGGUGGCUAUGUUUCCCAGAGCCACCUCGGCUGGCGCUGGGUGUUUUGGGUGAUGAUGAUCUUUGCUGGUGCUUGCUCGUUGCUCGCAUUCGUCGCGUUGCCGGAGACGUACCCUCCCGUUCUGUUGGCGAGAAAGGCGAAGCGCCUUCGCAAGGCGGACCCCGUUACCAACAAGAACUUGUACGCGGAGCUUGAUAGGCAGGAUUGGUCCAUCGUGGGUGUCCUGCGUCGCACCCUGCUGCGGCCCUUCCACAUGUUGGCGCUGGAGCCGAUCCUGGUCCUGGUCACCAUUUACCUGUCCAUCGUCUACGGUUUGCUCUAUGCCCUGUUUGAGGCACUCCCCGUCAUCUUCGAAGUGAAGCGCGGCUUCAGUACGGCCCAAGUCGGCCUUGUGUUCAUCGGCGUCGGCAUCGGUACCACAAUCGGCUGCGUGGUCAACUAUUUCGCCUCUGUCCACUACCCGCAGCUGAUGAAGACGUGGCGCGGCUUCCCGCCGCCGGAGAACAGGCUCUUCGGCGCCAUGAUCGCGGGCCCUUGCCUCGUCAUCGGCUGCUUCUGGCUGGGUUGGACCGGAGCGUACCCCUCCAUCCCGUGGUAUGUUCCCGCGCUGGCCACCAUCAUGAUUGGCCUCAGCGUCAGUCUUGUCUUUAUGAGCUUCUUGAGCUACCUCAUCGACACGUACCUCAUGUACUCCGCGUCCGCGAUGGCCGCCAACACCUUUAUUCGGUCGGCCGUCGCCGCCGCCUUCCCGCUCUUCACCGUUCAAUUCUUCGAAAAGCUCGGCAUUAACUGGGCAUGCACGCUGCUCGGUCUCGUCAGUUUGCUGCUCGCCCCGAGUCCCUUCCUCUUCUACAAGUACGGCGCCCGCAUUCGGGCCAGUAGCAAGUUCGCGCCCUGCGUCGACCUUCGCAUAGCGAAGGAGCUAGAGCUCGAGGCGCUCGCCGCGAAGCAGAAAAGCGAAGCCAUCGAGAAGGUUUAGAGAUAUAUUAAGAGCACGCAUAUAUGCGCCCUAUAUAUUUUCAGACGGGCACACAUCAUCAACAUCUGUUCGCAUUUUAUUGAUGAUCUUGGCAUAUGUCGUUAUACAACUUCCCGGACAAUCUCACCCGUCAUUAAUUACACUGCAUAACGCAGUAGACUGGCUAUAUCAAUCACACAAUUCAAUAGACUUUGAUGAAAC
Molecule: messenger RNA, 2029 nt
Organism: Punctularia strigosozonata HHB-11173 SS5
Lineage: Eukaryota; Fungi; Basidiomycota; Agaricomycetes; Corticiales; Punctulariaceae
Product: MFS general substrate transporter
Exons: 5
Coding region: 80-1828 (582 amino acids)
Biological process (GO): transmembrane transport
Molecular function (GO): transmembrane transporter activity
Source: RefSeq, a predicted model, not a curated record